Etheostoma spectabile (orangethroat darter) is the source of this 4387-nucleotide messenger RNA. RefSeq names its product oligodendrocyte-myelin glycoprotein. Bases 310 to 1515 code for a protein of 401 amino acids. The transcript has 3 exons. The record is from RefSeq and is a predicted model, not a curated record. Lineage: Eukaryota; Metazoa; Chordata; Actinopteri; Perciformes; Percidae. Gene Ontology annotation, molecular function: protein binding. Gene Ontology annotation, biological process: neuron projection regeneration.
CCAGAUUGGGCCGCCUAGCUGCUGCAAUUCUCUCUGUUUCUCUCUCUCUUUCUCUCUCUUGCCCUAUGCAUCUCUCCUCUCCCUUACCUAAACCUCCGACAGCAUUUGGAGCCUGCAGAGCAAUGAGCAGGACGGGGGCCAUCACUUGCAGGUAGCAUGUUUUGUGUCACAUUACAACAUCCAUAACUGCCAGAGAAAAGAGGUUGAGACCACUACCUUCCAACAGCAACCAAUAAAGCACAAAAGAAGAAAAAAAACUGGAGGAGAAGACAGGAUAAAAGGAGAGAUGACAGACCAGCACUAGAAAGGAUGAGAGCCCUGGCCAUGCCUGUCUGCUCUGCCUGUCUGCUCUGCCUGUUCCUCCUUCUGUUGUGUGGGCUGCUAGGAGGUUGGGUGCUGUCUAUCUGCCCCACUGUGUGCUACUGCAGCAGGGGACAUCGUGUGGUGGACUGCUCCUCACGUGGUCUAACCAAGCUACCGCCUGGUCUGCAGCACAACAUCCACUUUCUCAACCUCUCUUUCAAUAGCUUGCAGGGUCUGGAAAGUCAGCUCACCCACUAUGCCCACCUGCGAACCCUGGACCUGUCCUACAACCGCCUGGCGACCCUGCCCUCCGCCCUGCCGCGGUCUCUGUGGGACAUCCGAGCGGCGGGCAACCAUCUGCGCUUGCUGGACAAAAGAGACACAGCUUACCACUGGAACCUGAAAGUACUGGAUCUUUCGGACAAUGAGCUGGAGAGAGUGGUCUUCAUCAACAACACCCUGGCAAGUCUCCUAACUCUCAACCUCAGUCACAACAGGUUUUGGACGGUGCCCACAAAUUUGCCGCACAACUUGGAGAGCAUUGAUUUGUCACAUAACUAUCUCAUGCAGAUCCUGCCUGGCUCUUUGGAUCGGCUGCCAAAGCUGGCUAAGUUCUUUUUGCAUAAUAAUCGGUUCUCCUUGUUGUCUAAAGGGAUAUUUGAUAAGCUGGUGGGGCUUGAGGUGAUGACUCUUGGGGAUAACCCCUGGGCUUGUGAAGAAGAAGAAAACAUAACAAAGCUCUUGACAUGGGCUGAGCAGACCCGUGCCACCAUCUUAGGUUGCCCCUGUUAUAUAAGACCUAUUUGUGGGCAAACCCAUCAGGCAAUGCCAGGGAGGGAGUGGCACUCUGCACUGUUCACAGAGAUACCACUUUGGGUUAACAGCAGAGUUGAAGGGCAUGAUGGUCAAUCACCUGCAAGGAUUGCAGAGGUCACGUCUAGUUACCAGGCAAAAUUGGCUCUUUUUGACACAGGAGUAUAUCAGGACAAAAGAGGAGUGAAUGAAUCUGGGGACCACAGGAUGUUUGUCUGGACAUCUCCCACAAACUUUGACCGUUUUUCCACACACACAAAAACAACAGCAAGCCCACUGUCUUCAAAGAAGUCCAAAGCUGCUAACUCAAGGAAUAAAUGUGACAAACUCCUAAUUGACAUUCAACAAACGGUCAGCCUGACUAUUUUAGCUAUAUUGACCGGAUUUAACACCUUCUGAACCACGUUGAGUAGAUAAAAAAAUACACUACUUAGUGGAGUAUUUCUGACAAUGAAUGUAUGACUAAGUUAGUCAACUUAGCAGCGCCAUCAUUUGUCUUGCAAAGAACUGUUUUGACUCAAAAUAUCUGAAUACAUCGUUCAACUGGAGUACUACUAUCAAUUCUCCUAUCUCAGUAAUGCUUGGACACUGAUAGACUGCUGUACUCUAUGCUUUCUUCAUAACAGUGAUGCCUGUGCUACAUUUGGUCCUGCUGAUUAGUGAGUAGUCAGCCUAAGAAAGUCUACACAAACAAAAUAGGGAAAAAAUUACCAAUAAAGGCCUAGUUAAAUGAAAAAAAACUUCAAUAGGAAUUCAUGGACUGAUUAUAGGUGUUCCUGUCUGACCAGUUGUCAGUAGGUGGGACUAUGACUGGGACUCAAUAUGUAUGCAUGUAGAUGUCUUCAGGCCUUGACUCUUAUCUAGCAUUUGAUAUUUUGGACCCCAAAUCCUUAUAUAACUCUAAUGUAGAUGUCUGAAAUUUGUUAGGCAUAAAGUGUGUAUCAUAUCCAGAUUUACAAAAAAAAGCAUUUUGGAGACAUCCACUAAACCCAACAGAAAUUAAAUUUUCUGUGCCAAUUAUGGCCGAUUUUGGCCAUUUUCAUGGGCUGUGCUUUUACAUACUCCUCCUACAGAUUUAACCCGAUUUACUUCAAAUUGUUCAUUACAAUCUAAAGACCUUGGCACAGCUAAAUUGAGAAACUUUUCAUUUUGGUGUGGGCGUGGCAAGGCAGUGAAUUUCCAUUUUGUCCCACCAGGAAGUGGUGUGUAACUAGACUAUACAUUGUCCAAUCUGCACCAAACACCUCAUGCUUGAUAAGAGUCAUAGCAUGAGGACAUCUACAUAAUAAUAUUGAGUUCAGGGCUGGGCGAUAUGCAGAAAAUCAAACAUCGCGAUAUUCUUGUCCUAAUACCUCAAAGUCGAUAUUGUGGGGAUAUUAUAGGGUUGACAAUUGGUGCUUUAACAAAAUAUCUUCAUAAUGAGAUUUAAGAUAAAUAAUCAUUAAUGUAGGUAUACAAUUUAUGAUAUGUAGUAUAUAAUAACUAAGUGUGUAAAGGUAAAAAUAAUAGGGCUAGUCAGGUAACAGUCUAGUAACACAGAAAAUGGCAUCACUUUACUGUAAUGCAGCAAAAGACCCAUUUACGACAUAACAAUUUACAAAAUCCGACAAUAUCUAGUCUCAUAUCACAAUAUCAAUACAAUAUUGAUAUAUUGCCCAGCCCUAAGUGAGUAUUAGUCAUAGUGCCUUCUUUUGGCUAGAUGAAGUUACAGUCGUUUUCAGAAUCAGAAAUACUUGUUUUAUGUCCUCUUCCUAGCGGGUUGACCAGGUUCACCUCAAAAGUGACCUUUAUGUUGCUUGCUGAGGCUUUAUUUUGAAGAUUGUGAAUGGCCUAGUUAGUUUUAAUGUUAUGAAAUAAGAAAGGAAUUGUAAUUGGUAAGCAAAUGCUAUGUAAUUCUUGGGGGUGUAACCUAAUCUCAACAGGAGGUUAGCCAUUUUAGGUUAACGGUGCAGAUUCAGUGCAUUUUUUUGUCAUUUACAGGUGUCAUACUUUAACAAACAUAUCCUAUCCUGUAUAUCCUCACAUCCUGUUUUACUACAUUUAUUUUUUUCAAAGAUCAAUAACUAGUGCUGUCAGUUAUUAACGGUGUUAAAGCAACGGCAUACAUUUUUUUUAUUGCAAGGUUAAUGUUCUUUUUGGCCUAGCAAACUUUGCAGUUUUUUUCACAUGCUGUUGCAACAACUAGUAACGUUAAAACUACACCGGAUCUAGCUAGACCAGAAACAAAACAACAGGCACGCUGCACACUCUUGCUUGGGCUUGCGAGCUGGCCAAAGAGUAGUAGGCUAACGCUUUAAGAGGAUGGCGAGCGCAAUACACCGAAAUGGAUGCCAAUAAGCUUUUGAAUGGAAAGUUGAUUUUUUAAAAGUUGCCAAAUGGUUCCAUUGACAAGACCAAAGUGAUCUGUGUGUUUUGUCGAGCUAUCAUUGCAGCACGUCCAGUCUGAAAUACCGCUUGAUGGCCAAGCACACAGCUGAUGCAAAUUCUCCGCCGCCUUAAAGUAUUUUUUUCACCAUUUUAUUGAUGGACAGUGUUACAUUGUGUGAGAGAUUAUUUGCUCCAAGUGUGAAUGAGUGCUCCAAGUGAGGAUGUUAGUGUGAAAUUGAACACUACACCAGGCUAUAUGCCAAUGUUGUUUUCAAUAAAAAAAAACAUUUGCACAAAGCAAACCCAUCCACUUUUCCACGUUGUUAAGAGCAUUAAAAUGAGAAUAACUAAUUGGACAAAAAAAAAUCAAGGGACAUUUAGAAUAGAUAAAAAUGUGCGAUUAAUUGCAAGUUAACUAUGACAUUAAUGCAAUUAAUCGCGAUUAAAUAUUUGAAUUGUUUGACAGCAUUAUCCAUAACCAUAACAUUUGUGCACAGUUUGGAGAAAAAAUAUUGUUGAAGCAAAGAAUGUCUAAUGGCAAAGUCAAGGACGUGGUGAUAUUAAGACGCAUUUGUGCUUGGGUGGAACUGAAGCUAUACAAGGACAAGAUGGUGGUGCUGCACCUGGAGCAGACAGGUUACAGUCUCAAAACAGAUCGCCGGCAGACAUUGUUAACAUUUUUGCAGCGCUGGCUAAGAUCUCAGCCAACUUAAAGUGUCUAAAGAAAAUUGGCCACUCUAUUUUUUCAAGAGACAAAACUUUCCACCUUAAUCACCUGAAUAGAUGAGGUUGAGAAGGGGGUGGAGAACCCAAGAAGGGCAAGUUUAUCCACCAGCUAGCAAGAAAAAGGUGGAUCUGCUCUGGAAAUGUAGAAGAUAUGGGGAACUGGUUGCAAUAAUGUUCA